This is a messenger RNA of Ochlerotatus camptorhynchus, 1512 nucleotides long. RefSeq lists its product as uncharacterized. The record is from RefSeq and is a predicted model, not a curated record. The transcript has 5 exons. The coding region runs from base 71 to 1249 and encodes 392 amino acids. NCBI's taxonomy places the organism in Eukaryota, Metazoa, Arthropoda, Insecta, Diptera, Culicidae.
UUCAAGAUUUCGCUGCUAGUAGCUACCUCAUUGUAUUAGUAGAAAAUAAUUGAAAUUUACAACGUAUAUCAUGUGCCGAUGUUGUCAAAGCUGCUGGGAGGACUUUUACUGGAACUGCAUUGAAGAAAAAUUCUGCUACGAUGAAACUAUUGCAAACUAUGAUCCCGAGGACGACGAGUAUGCCACCGAGAAGAAACCACAGAAUGGCUUCUACAACUCGGAAGAAUCGAUGGAAAACAACAACGCUCCGAUUUGUCGACAGCCGGCCAGCAUAGGACAUAACAGCAUUGUGAGCUCGAAAAUCCACGAGGAUGAUCUUCGUCGGGAAAUUCAGACCAACGUGCCAAUGCUGGCGCCGGAGGUGAUGGCCGUGUUUGCCAAUUCACAAAUCUUCCAAGAGCAUUCCCCGCCAAAGUCGAUUACGAAAAGUCCAGCCUCCGUUAAGUUUGCCAUCUCGCCAGAUUCACCUCCGAUCGAGACCUCAUCGGUGCCAUCCCUGGAAAGCAGUGCGUCAACGCUCAAACGUGAGGAUGACUCCGAUAAACUGCUGAAACGUCUUGAAGGGUCUCGACAAGAUCUCCAAAGCAGUAAAUUUGGAUCAAAGGUCAUUCCGUCAAUUGUAGAAGAAGCCCAAGACGACGAAGUGGUUCUGCGACCUCCAAGAUCCCUGAUCGAGGCUUCAGCAUCCUUCAGUGGAUCAACCAGUUUAAUCAACAAGAACAUUUCCCACCUUCAGGCAGAGCAGCCCUACUUUUCAACCCGUCCAGCCAGUGAGAAUGAUAUUUUCACCAUUGCAUCCUCAAGCAACUACAACGCCAUCAGCAUGACCCCAGAAGUACCAGCCAUUUCGUAUUCCAAUUUACCGAAGAGCUAUUUGGAAACCCCGACGGUGGAGAAGUAUCGAGAGUCGGUCAGCUUGUAUUCCAUUCAAACGGCAGGAAUGCUUUCUGCUAACGUUGACCUUUCGAUGCCAAGGUACUAUGGUAAAUCGGAUCUGAUCAUGCACAGUGCAAACGAAACCGAGAGCACCAGAAAUUUAAAUCUCUCCGACAUCAGUAUGGCUGGCUCUAGCACUCCGGUUUCUAGCAAUUCUAUCAGACAUAUAGAGAAGAGCAAGCGUUUGAAGAACAUUCGGACGGCUCUUCCUCCGCUGAACUUGCAGCUGAUUAGAGGAAGCUCGUCUCCUAAUAACAAGGAAAAAGAAAAGGAGAAGGAUAAGCUUAAGGCUAAAGACAGUAUUAAACUGUAGUUUGUAGGAGACGAUGAUUAAAUCCCUUCCAGUGCCAGCUGUAACAGUAUACCAGUUAGAUAUGUUGAUAAUUUAAAACGGUGGAGGAUUCGUUUACACGUGUUUUACAACUAGAACAUGCUCUAGUUGUAUGUUUAAUUCACUUAAUUUAGCUAAGAAUAGGUAUAUUUCUUCCAAGUGAAUUUUAGAGAAAUAGUGUGCCAAUUUAGAUUUUACGAAAUAAAAUGAAUGAUAUUAAUAGUUGUUGCUCUUUGCGCUGGCGU